Messenger RNA from Poecilia reticulata (guppy), 1786 nucleotides. The record is from RefSeq and is a predicted model, not a curated record. NCBI's taxonomy places the organism in Eukaryota, Metazoa, Chordata, Actinopteri, Cyprinodontiformes, Poeciliidae.
UUUGCUCUAUGAGUUAUGCUGCUCCUUUUUCCUCACUCCCCCUCUCGUCUUUUUCCUGAAGACUUAGACGAGUGCCAGCAGAGCAGGUGCCAUCAGAACGCGCUGUGCACAAACACGCAGGGUUCAUUUAUCUGCCAGUGCAGGCCAGGUUACAGCGGAGACGGCUUCUACUGCUCCUCAGAGCGGACCAAAACCCAAUGCGAGGACAUCAGAGAACGCCUUCUAGGUCAGACCAGCUUCAAUCCACGUGGACCUCGCCCUGUCGGACAGUUCAUCCCUGAGUGCGAUGAAAAUGGCGAUUAUCGGCCCGUUCAGUGCUUCGCUAGCACUGGGCAGUGCUGGUGUGUGGAUCGAAAUGGACAAGAGAUACCUGGGACUCGCACAGACGAUGGCAGCCAACCUUACUGUCUCCCUCAUGGCACUGUGGCUCCACCUGUCGGACCCCGGCCUCGACCCGAUGUGGUUUUGCCCCCAGGGACACACCUGCUGUUUGCCCAGAGUGGCAGAAUAGAUCACAUCCCAUUGGAAGCUUACAAUAUGAAAAAGCAAGAUGCCAAGGCUGUCCUCCAUCUUCCUGGGAAGGUAAUCAUCGGAGUGGCCUAUGACUGCAUGGAGAAGAUGAUUUACUGGACAGACAUUUCAUCUCCUUCGAUUAGCAAGGCUAGCAUCGAUGGAGGAGAACCCACUGCUGUCAUCAUAUCAGAUUUGAGCAGCCCUGAAGGGAUUGCCAUUGACCACAUGGGCCGAACGAUGUUCUGGACUGACUCCAUGGCCGAUCGCAUUGAGGUGGCGUCUCUGGAUGGGACUCAGCGUCGAGUCCUCAUAGACACAGAUCUCGUAAACCCCCGAGCUAUCGUCACUGACCCCAUCAACGGGAAUUUGUACUGGGCUGACUGGAAUCGUGAAGCUCCGAAGAUUGAAACGUCCUACAUGGACGGAUCCAACAGGAGACUGCUGGUCCAGAGCGAGCUGGGCCUGCCGAACGCCUUGACGUACGACUCUCAGAGCUCCCUGCUGUGCUGGGCGGACGCAGGCACACAUAAAAUGGAGUGCAUGAAUCCUGGCCGGGCUCAGCGCAGCACGGUUCUGGAAGGACUCCAGUACCCGUUUGGAAUUACAGCCUUUGGGAAGAACCUCUACUACACUGAUUGGCAAAGGAAUGCCGUCGUUGAAGUGGACCAAUAUGCUGGAAAGGAGUUGGAUGAGUUCCAGCCACAGAAACGAGCCAAUAUCUACGGGAUCACCACGGCCUACGCCCAAUGUCUUCCAGGUCAAAACUACUGUUCUGUGAACAACGGCGGCUGCACUCACCUCUGUUUAGCGACGCCAAGGGGCCGCUCCUGCAAGUGUCCCGACAGCGGAGCGAGCGUGGGCUGCGUGGAGAGAGAGUACUGAAAUCCUCAGAGAGUCGACAAUUCUCAGAUGUUUGGACCACUCGGUGUUGCGAAAUCUUUUGAAAAAAGUGGAGCAAAAGUCAACUUUUUAACAUUUCUAUUCACUAAACUCUCAUCCACAAUAGGUUCUGUACAUAAAAAUACACUGUCAUGUUUAAUUAUUUCCUGAGUGCACAUAAACUGAGAAUAAAGCUCAAGGAUCCAUAAUUUAAUGUGAAGUUUAUUGGAGCAGCAUCUGGUGUCAGUGGUGUUACACUGUGUCAUGUCCGACUAAAAGCUUGUUAGCUUUUAUGGUCUCAUUGUUGACUUGAUUGGAUAAACAUCUCUGUGAAGCUGGUAGAAUCACGUUACAAACCGGCCAGCUAAUAAAUAAAUACAUGUUUUUCUACCAC